AUUACAUAAGUCAUAACAGGAGCUGAUGGUAACUCUCUACGACUUUAAUGCUGGAAGGUCAGGAAUCUGUACAUAAAUCUGUAAUUGUUCCUAUUACAGUAGCUCUUAAGAAACGGUAAAAAGCUAAUAUUCACCGGUGGCCUUGAAAAUCAACUCUCAUCAUGGGCAAGUUCUGGGACCAGUUAUAUUGGCUACUUUACCGUAACUUUCUCUUCAAGAUACGAUUUAAACAGCUCACAUUUCAGGAGAUCUUCAUUUCCCUCAUUUUUGUUGCCAAUUUGGCCACAGUGCGCUACACCACUCAAACUGAACCUAUACCGGCGAUUCCCUCUAAGUCCUUGAAAUCGUACGACCUCUUUGAUCCGCGUUUUGCAUCGAACAUCCAGUCCUUCCCCAUAGCCUUCACCCCCAACACGUCGGACACAGAGAGCAUUGCGUCUGACCUGGCGUCAUUGCUCAACAUAACGGCAAUUCCGGGCUAUGUCGGGUAUGCCUCCGAGGAUGAGAUUGUUGAUGAUGUGGUCAAUGGAACAGCAAACAUAAGUGUAGCUUUGGUGUUUGAUGAGGACUUUCCAUCUAAUUUAUCCUACAAAAUCCGACUUACCUAUGGAGCUGUUUCUCUUGAUUAUGGACCUUAUGUGGGUCGCGGCUCUCCGAGUUGUUAUAAUGAUGAUCCAGCGUAUGGUCUAACCUAUCCUUGGCGUAACUGUCCUGCAAACACUUAUCUAUACUCGGGCUUCUCAGCAAUACAAGCCAUGGUAGAACAUCUGAUGGUUAAGUUGGUGACAGGGGAUGAUAGCUUAGCUAUGCCUGAUGUGGACAUUCGCAUGUUCCCCAAGGGCCAGUAUGACUAUUCCGUGGACUCUUUACGUAUCACCGUGUCAGUCUAUAUCGUCCUGGCGUACAUGCCUUUCACGGCAGUCCUCCUGACCACGCUGGUUGUUGAAAAAGAACGCAAGAUCAAGGAGGUGAUGAAUAUUAUGGGACUCAAUAAUACAACUUUCUGGUUAUCAUGGAUUAUUAUCUAUAUCGGCAUUGUCCUCAUUGUUGCUAUACUCAUCGCAGGUUUCAGCAAAGCUAUAACAUUAUUGCCCGAUGGGAAUUUCUUCCUGAUUUUUCUUGGGCUCUUCUUUUAUGGCCUCUCAGUGGUGACGAUGUCCUUCAUGUUCUCACCGCUGUUUGAUAAGGCCACCACUGCAGGAGGUGCCGGAAGCUUCUUCAUCAUGAUCUUUGUGAUACCCUACAUCCCUCUGGCACUCCUAGGCCCUGAGACAGUCCCAGUGGCCGUUCUUUGGGUCCUGUGUCUCUUCUCUCCUACUGCAAUAGCUUUCUUCAUGGACAGGUGUGUGGCAUUUGAGCAACUCAGCAAUGGUCUUCAGUUUAGCAACCUAGGAGACGGCUACUUUCCACCCUAUGCUCCUCUUGUGAUGAUCUUUGUGGAUAUCUUCCUCUAUCUGAUCAUGGCCAUCUAUCUGGAGAAUGUUGUUCCUGGAGCGUACGGUCAGAGCAUGUCCCCACUGUUCUUCUUAAAACCAUCCUAUUGGUGUGGCAGGGAAAUCAAGGAUUCUAAUGACCGGACUGGACUUCUAAGUGUCAAUGGUCAAGGGGAGGGUGAGCACAACACCGAUGACGUCAUGGUUGAGCCAGUUCCAGCUGCUCUCAGAGGGAGAAAUGGAAUAAGGAUUCGCAAUGUGAAGAAGACAUUCCAUGGGAAAGGUGGUAAACCAGAUGUCAAAGCAGUUAAUGGUAUUUCAUUGGACAUCUACGAGGGUCAGAUCACCUGUCUUCUUGGCCAUAAUGGAGCUGGCAAGUCUACCCUGAUGAACUGCUUGACCGGUAUGGUCAAGGCCACGGAUGGCCACGCUGUUGCCUAUGGACUGGACAUGUUUGACCAGUCUGAUAUGGAGAAGGUCCGUAACAUGACCGGAGUGUGCCUCCAGGAGAAUACGCUUAUAGAUCUCCUAACCCCUGAAGAACAUCUCAAGUUCUACGCAGGACUUACAGGGAUUUCAAAGUCACAGAUCCCAGACAAGGUGGAGAAAGCUUUGGAAGAGAUUGACCUCAAGAACCAGCGAGCGACCUUUGCUAAGGAUCUCAGUGGAGGUCAGAAGCGCAAGCUCUGCGUUGGAAUUGCCAUCAUUGGUAACCCGAAGAUCCUCUUUCUAGAUGAGCCUAGCAGUGGAAUGGACCCAUACUCAAGACGAAAGAUGUGGUCUCUUCUGAAGAAACAAAGAGAAGGAAGAGUGACCCUACUCACCACACACUUUAUGGAUGAAGCUGAUAUAUUAGCAGAUCGGAAAGCAAUCAUCUCUAAAGGACAGUUAAAAUGUUAUGGUUCAUCCUUGUUCCUGAAAAAUAAAUUUGGUGUUGGAUAUCGUCUUGGGCUUGUAAAGGAAGGUAGCUGUGAACAAGAUGAGGUCACCGAUGUUAUCCAAACAUACAUCCCUGAGGCCUCUGUCAUACGAUCCCAUGGAAUGGAACUAGCAUACAGUUUACCUCUCAAAGAUGUCUCAUCAUUUGCAGGCAUGUUCAAGAGCUUGGAGGAGAAGUCAGGUGACCCGGCAUUCGGUAUCCAGAGCUAUGGUGUUUCCAUGACAACCCUAGAGGAAGUCUUCUUGAAAAUUGGAGAGGAGGCAGAAAUAGAUGAGGCUGAUGCAGCCAGAAGACAAGCUGCUGAACAGACCUCAAAAAUAAAGAGAAAUAAAAUAGCUAUUGAAGCCGCUCAAAUCAAUCUAUCAGCACCUUCUAAUGGAACCUCUAGCCCUGGACCUGUCCCCGAUGUUCCUCCUGGAGCAGUAUCUGGUAUGACAAUAGAAGACUCUGGACCUGGAGCUGGUGCUUCAGUAACAGUCAACAUGGAACAGUCUCCACUGGACUCAACCAUCAUGGCUACCCAACCUAUCGUAGUGAAACACAAUGAACAGCUCAAGAGUCUGAUCUAUAUUGAGGCCAUUCGAGCUGCCAGGAAUCCAGCAACAUAUAUCUGUCGGUUGAUCCUGCCCAUAGCAUUGAUGGUCGUCGGUGGUGUCUUGUCCCUCAUUAUCAAGUUUGGUGGAGAUGGACCUAGUGACGCACCUGCUCCCCUGGUUUUCAACCCCUCCAUGUACUUCUCACCUCUUGGUGGAAGCAUGGACAAUGAACAGUCAACGGAUCUCCUGUACCAAAACUCACUGCCAAGUGGUCAAAACAUUGCUGACCUGGUUUCAGGGUUUGACAAUCUAAACAUUGGAUCUAAUGCAACUGCCAACUUAAGUGCCCUCUAUGAAUAUCGCCCGCAUAACGGCGCCUUUGAUGUCCUGGAUCUUGGUACAACUGGUUCAGCUAGCCAGUUCACGGCCUACUACAAUGACACUGCCCAGCAUUCUCUCCCAGUGACCCUCAGCAUCAUGUCUACCGCCCUCCUGAAUCUCUACGGCAAUCAAUCUAUCAUCACAGCUGCAAGCCAUCCCUUCCCCAAACCAGCCAGCAUACCGACUUACACCUUCACCAGUGGUAUCCUCUUCGUCUAUAUCUUUGGAUUGGGAGUUACAUGGGUUCUGAUGGGGUUCCCCAUUGACAGGGUCAAGGAAAGAGAGUUGAAGAUCAAAGCUCAGCUUCGCAUCUCUGGUAUCGACACCCUCUCCUACUGGGGAUCCGUCUUCGUCAUCGAUGUCGCUCAGAUGCUCCUGGUCGUCAUCAUUGGUCUCAUUAUCAUAUUCGCCAUGCAAGUGCCUUCUCUGACCACAGGGGGCGCUGUGUUCUCUCUCCUUGUGACGGUGAUCCUGUAUGUUCCCAAUGCUAUCAUCCAUUCCUACUGCAUCAGUUUUGUAUUUGAUAAAUUUGAGACAGCCCAGGGCUAUGCAUUUGUGAUACUUGUUGAGCUACCAUUGUUCCUCUUUUUACCCACGAUGUUCAUUGACCUGUUUGUCUCAGCGGCUGCUGCUGCUUCAUUUCACCUUGUCAUGUGUGUGGUCUGGCCUGGCUAUGCCAUCUUUGGAGCUCUCUACUUUAUAGACAAGGUUUACCAACUCGCCUUGAUAAGGGGAAUGGCUGAUAGUGUCACCUUUGCAGAUUACUUUGAACCUGAUGCAUACAUCUGGCCAACAAUGCUCAUUUUACUGUUUGACUUGUUCAUGCUGGUCUUUUUCCUGAGGUUCUGUGAAGUUGUGAAGUCAGGUGGCAGGGUGACAGACACCUGCCCUUGCCUUGUUUCCAAAAAGGUUGGAGCGACCGCGAAAAAUGAUGACGUCAUUCCAGAUGAGGAUAGCGAUGUCAAAGAAGAGAGGAUGAAAGUAGAAGAAAUGUAUGAGUCUGAUCAGGCCUCUGCUGUAGCCAUCUCCGAGCUGAGGAAAGAGUUUGUGAAGAGGACCGGCGAUGCUUGCGGUGGCGACCAGAAGGAGACUACCAAGGUUGCCGUUCGUAACCUGUCUCUGACUGUUCAGACUGGUGAGGUCCUGGGUCUUCUAGGACCCAACGGUGCAGGCAAGACGACUACCAUGAACGUGGUUACAGCUGAUACAGAGGCUACUACCGGACAGGUUCGUGUCGGAGGUUAUGACGUUUCUUCAGCCUUGAGCGAUGCCUACGCCUCCUUGGGCUACUGCCCUCAGAUAGACCCUCUGUGGGAAGACGUCACUAUGAGAGAACAUCUUGAAGGGUUCGCUGGCUUUAAAGGAAUCCAUCCAUCGGAUAGGAAACAAAUCGCUAAUAAUUUUAUGUCUGCUAUUGGGGUUAUGGAGCAUGCAGAUAAAAAGGCAAAGGAAUUAUCUGGAGGAACUAAAAGAAAGCUGUGCUUUGCCCUGAGUAUGCUUGGUAACCCAAAGAUUGUUCUUCUUGAUGAACCCUCUACUGGUAUGGAUCCGAGCUCAAAGAGAUUCCUCUGGAAUGUCAUCACAUCAAGUUUCCUUGAGAAGAAAGGAGCCAUCUUAACAACUCAUUCCAUGGAAGAGGCUGAUGCUGUGUGCUCUAGGGUGGGCAUCAUGAUCCAAGGACAACUCAGAUGUCUUGGGACAACCCAGCAUCUGAAGGACAAGUACGGUGGGGGCUACAUCCUGGAGAUCAAACUUAACCCUGGUGUCCAGUACUACACCAGUGACCAGACCACUACGGCCAUCUUGGACAUCCUGGACGAGAAGAUGGACAUUCUUCACAAGCAGGUCCUUCUCCUUAUCCCCGAUGCGGAGGUCACCGAGAGCUUCGCUGAGCGCAUCACUUACAAGAUCCCCCGGGAUAGCAACAUCACGCUCUCUACCGUCUUUGCUUUCUUAGAGCAAGGUAAACAAGAUUAUGGAAUUGAAGAAUACAGCUUCAGUCAGACCACAUUAGAGCAGGUGUUCAUUGAAUUUGCAAAGACACAGGUAGACAGUCCAGAUGAGGAGGCAGAGUUGAUGUCCGUUACACAGGAGAAUGAACAUAAUGGAAGAACCAGCAGCAGACACAGUGUCCGACAUCCACCCAAACCACAGAUAUCAGUCAAUAUGGAUGUUUAAUCCGCCCCCCCCCCCUCCUGUCCCACUUGAACCCCUCCCCUGCAUUUAUUCAGCUUCCUAAGAAGCUCUUGAUACAAGAACCCUUUUUUAUUAAUUGAAAAUGUGAUCAAUAAUUAUUGUGAAAUGAGAGGCUAAAACUCUCACACUAUUCAAUUCACAGUUGUUGUACUUGGUGCACAAAUAUUUUUAUUUGUAUGUUGAAUAUAUAUAUAUUUUUAUGAUUAAUAUAUUUGAAUACUUGAUGAGCUUUAAACGUAGAUUAAAAUGUUAUGCUGUUGAUUGGGACUCUUGAGAUGUAUGUAAAUGGCCAAAUCAUCAUGAAGAAUAUUAUCACCCUUCUGAUAUAUAAGCAAUUGAAUAUACUGAAUACCCAAAUUCUAGGACCAAACAGAUUAUUUAAGCAGAACUUUCACCGUGAUAGUCGAUGGUGAUGUAAUUAUGUUACUAACAUCAAAUACCACAACAUCAUGAAUGUAAGAAGACAAGAUUUGGAGAGACAGAGUUUGGGUGUUACAGCAGUCAUAUUUUCCUUGCAUUAAAUGGUAACAGGUAAGGCAAGAUACAAAACUGGCACAUAACCCUUUAAACAUGUUGGUAAUAUAAUUACACCCAUUCCCCAUGUGCAAUUGACUUUAUCAUUCUCUCUGAUGAUUGCUAUCUGACCAAAUUUUGUGCAAUGAUAACUUCAGUUUCUGUCACUAAUACUUGGGAAGAUUAAUUGCUUUUUGUCUCGCCUGAACGAAGUUUGGUAGAGACCUAAUAAUCACUUUUCCUCUUGGUCUGUUAGUCUGUUAAAAAUGUUAGUUUUUGUUCAACUUGCUCUCAUUUCUUUAUUUCUGCAUCAAUUAUGUUGAUUCUUGGUACAUCUGAUCAUUGGGUAAUACCAAAUGGGUGUCCAUGAGGGUGAUGGGGUCAAAAGGUCAAGUUUUUGUUCUAAUUGCUCUCAUUUCUUUAAUUUUGGAUCCUUUGUGUUUACACUUGGUACAAAUGACCACUGGGUUAUACCACACAUUUGUCUAUGAGGAUGAUAAGGUAAAAACAUCUUAUUGCAUAUUUUAUUGAUCGCGAUAUCAGGCAAGGCUCGUGGUUCAUGAACCUCCUUGUUUUUUCCUUAAAUUUCCUGAAUUACGUAAAAUAUGAAUCAGUGCUUGGUUUUAAUGUUCAAAGGUAUAUUGUCUACAUUGUAUUACUAUGAAAACCUUUUAUUCUUUUUUUAUUUGGAAUCGAAUUUGUGGUUUCACUUUUCAGGGGAUUCCCUUUUUAAACGUUGGAAGUCUGAGUCUCCUGAAGUUUAUUCUGCUUGUUAGGUAUGUAGUGUAAUUCAACAUUACAUACCAAAAACACUCUCCAACAACAGCAAAAAUAACCCUAUUAAAAAACUGACAAAAACUUAAAUUAAGUUUAUUGGGUGUUUUUUGUGUUUUGGGGGUUUUGAUGCUCAUAAUUGAUGACUCAGACAGUUUUAUUACAUUAUUAAACUGCUAGGGGAACUUUGGAAAACAUUCAGUUGUAUCAUAAACCAAAUUCUUGAUCUUUCUUGAGGGGAGGGGCUAGGAAGCAUUAGUCCUAUUACCAAACAUGUUUUCUUUAAACAGUCACAGAAAUUUGGAAGGGUCAGAAUUCAAUUGUGGGAACCAUUUUGCUUUUUGUGUUUAUCAUUGUCUUUCAAGUGUGACUUUUCAAGUUCUCUUUACGUCAAAUUCAGGAAUUCUAUUUGUACUCAAAUCUUAGACAUUGAAAACAAUGUGCAUUACAUAUUAAUGGUACAAUUAUCCAGUACUAACAAGGUGGCCUUUUUGCUAUUUAUUAUUUGAGAUGAUAGUCAUCUAUGUUCUUAUCCAGCUUUACUGUUACAUGGUGGCGUGAAGAACAUUUAUUUAGAUAUUAUUCAACUCCUCGCCUGGCUGGCAAAAGGGAAAGAGGUUAAUGUGUACAGCGAUUUUCAAGGGCGUUAGCUCAAGCACAGACUUCACAAGAUUUACAGAUACUAUAGUUGAACAAAGCAGCAAAGAGUUAACGUACUUCUGUCUGACUAACUUGAAUGGGAACUAAUGUAUGCUAAAAUCCAACGUCCGUUUGCCAACCAGGCAACAAACUUAAAAUAAAUAUAUGUUUCUCGAGUUUGAAUUUUUCUCUUUUUUUAGAUGUUAUCAUUAUUUCAUUUUAUUAAUAAACAUCAUUAUGCAUUUCAUACUAUUACAAAUUUCAUCAUUUUAAAAAUUUAGUCCAUGUGUAGACAUCAGAUAUUUAGUGACAUGUUUUAACAAUUUUGUAUUUGAACAUAGUCUUUUUAUCAUUUUUUCAUUUAAUGUUUCAGCGAUUUAUGAAGGUUGAUUUUAAAUUUAAGAGGAAAUUACACUCUUAUGAGUAUCUUCACUACCACAAUUGCAAGAGUUGAUGUUUUUUCCCAACAAUUUUGGUAACUUAUUAAAUAAUCUUUUUGUAUAUAGUAUCCAAAGUAUAUUUAUGACGUACUGUUACUAGGAGCAAAUUACUAUUUUUGUAAACAGGGAACAAUUUCUCUACUUCAGUGUGUGCCAAAGUAUGCCUUGCAAUCUUUGCAUUUUACCCACUAGCAAUUUAGGGUGGUUCUUUUGCAAUUUAUGAAGGCUUUUUCAGACAGUUUGCAGACAAAUAUACCCCUUGUCUGGUGUAUCUUUGCCUUGAACUGUCUGACAUCAUUUUGUUAUUUUUUCACAUUCAUGAUCAUUCUGAUUUUACUAGCUGCAUUUGUUACUGUAUAAUGUCAAUGAAUUGAUUAUUAUCCAGGUGAAUUUUAGAGGGUAAAGUUCAUUAUGAAUGUGUUCUUUUUAUUAUGACAGAAGAUAUGAGAUGGAAUUCCACCUCUUGGAAGUCAACAGGAAUUGUUUGAUGAACAUAGUAAAUUCUAAUAAACUUAGCAACAACAAGGAAAUGUAUCUGUUGAUCUGAGGCACUUUACACUUUUUUAAAGAGUCUGUUUGUUUUAUUACUAAGAAUGGAAUGAUAUAAAAGACACUAUAAAUAUUUUUGUCAUAUACAUAUAUUUACAAAUAUAUUCAUUUUUAUUUAUCUACACAUAGUCAGGUAUCAUUUAUAUUGAAGUAUUUCAUCCUUUUUAUGGAAAACAAGGUAUAUUUGUUUGUGUAUUUGUAAUUGUUAUGUGCUUUUAUUGUAUUGUGAUUUGAUACAAACGGUCUUUAUGUCAUUGCACUAAAGUAUUAAAAAGAAAAAAAGGAAAAUUUUAUUUCGAGAUAUUCUGUAAUUAAAGCUGUUGACUUUUUUUACCAUCACGGUCACUGUAUCUAACAUUGCUAGAUAAAGUGUUAUUUUCAAUGAUAAUGUGGAAAGUUAUUAUAAUGUGCACCCACUGGGAAUACAUAUGAAUAAAUAUCCAUAAAUUCAGAGAAGCAAAGUUUUCCCCUUCUGGCAUUUUUGUACUUUUUUUAAACCAAAAAACUGCAGGUUUCACAAAAAUACAAUUUACUUUAUUCAUAUUUUAUGAAAUUUCUAUUGCAGAAAAGUUAAAAAAUACCUUUUCUUCACCCAGAAUACUUUUUGAUCACCCCUGAAAAUAUUGUAAUUCUUUUAUGAGGCUUUCAUUUCUGUAUAUGUACACUGAAUAUGCACACAGUGGAUUGUGCAACCAUUAUUGAAAGGGAAUUUUUUUGAAUACCCAUAUCAAAUUGUAUGCCUGUUUUUAUUAUUGAUAUCUAUCUCAUAAAAAAAAAACAGUGUCCCUUUAUUCAUGUUAAACACCCUUCUAUGAGAAUUUUCUCAAUUAUUUGUAUAUUUUAAUAAAAAUUUCUAAUGUUUUGCAUUAUAUCAACCCACAUGGCUUUCACAUCUUUAUAUCUCUACACCUAUCAUGUAAUUCCAUGAUGGUUUGCCCAUUUAAAAAAAAAACUUUUGACAAAUAUCUGCCAUAUUAUCCUGUGUCAACCUUUCCGAUCUGAUUUGAUAUGCUGCAUAGAUUUAUUAAUUGAUUUUAGUAAGCUGGGAUCCAUUUAAGUUCACCUGAACUGUGGGUCAAAAUCUCGUGUUGUAUUAAAAUUGAAGGAACCUUAAAAAACAUAGAUAAACAUCCUGUCAUAAAUGGAGUUCGAAGAAAGCUGCUUGUCAGUAUCAGCUUGGAGUUUCAAUAGAUUUCUGACUGUGUGGCAAGGCGGGUGGCAAAGCAGAAAACUGCACAUCGUUGACAUGUUAAUCCUAAAAUUUACUUUGAAAAUAAUGAUCAUAAUGCUUACUCACAUGAAUACUGUUUGUUAUAAAAAUGCACAACAUUGUACUUCCAAUCUUCCCUCGUGUGGGUUUGUUCGGCAAGACACAAUUCUGCUCUCCACUUGUUAUUCAUUUUUGUUUGUAUGAUCUCAAUUCACUUGCAUAUAUGCACUGUAUGUUCUAUAAAUUUUUUUUGUAAAUUGAAAUUCUGGAUAACCACAAAAUCAAUGAUUUUAGACAGGGAAUAAGAUUAAUAGAAAGUUUUGAAGUGAUCAAAGAUGUUAUGUAUUCAAUGUGAUACCCAAGGAAAUAUCUUGCAUAUUUUAGAUGAUUAUAAAGUUCUCUAAUUGAUUUGAUUUGAAUUGAUUUUUUCCACUCUUGUUUUCAUUUACAAUUCAUAAUAAUACACACGAUAAACAAAGAAUAAUUAGAUUACAAUAUAAAGUUGAAAAUUUAAACACGUAUAGAAAAAUAAAGUAUUCAAUGACUAAGAGGUUUCUGCAGAAAGUUCUUAAGUUUUGGUUGGACCAGUCCAUAUUUUAGACCAAAGCCUUUGAGCGAUAUGCUCAUUAUUUACAGCACAAUUACAGGUUUUUCUCAAGCCAAAGGAUGUAGGGCAUAUGAACUUAUUGCCAUAUAGCCUAGGGCAAGAACAGAUGUUACAGUAAAGAAUAGUGUAAAAACAAAAAUAAUGAAACGAUACAUUGUGAUUAUAGUGAUGAUAUUCGAUAAUUUGCAGAUUUAUUUUGGGAAAUAAAGCUGUUACUGCUGAAUUUGAUAUGAUUCUGUGCAUGAUCAAUAAAUUUUAAUCUUUAAUCUUCAUUCUUACCAGAAAAUUAUUUAAGGGAAUAUACUGAAAACUUUUGGUCUACAUGAUACAGUACAUUCAUUCCUUCCUAUUAUCAUUACAUUUACAGUAUAUUGUACUUUUCAUACCAUUCAAAAUUGUAUUGGUGAAAGAAUGAUGUUUUUAGAAAGUGAUUAGGAAUUCACUAUAUAUUCGAGUACUAACAUUGAAAUGUAUUUAGUAAUGCUAUUGUCUGAUGAAUAAAUAUUAAUUGUUUCACCAUC
Molecule: messenger RNA, 10739 nt
Organism: Lytechinus variegatus (green sea urchin)
Lineage: Eukaryota; Metazoa; Echinodermata; Echinoidea; Temnopleuroida; Toxopneustidae
Product: cholesterol transporter ABCA5-like
Exons: 36
Coding region: 162-5468 (1768 amino acids)
Biological process (GO): transmembrane transport; lipid transport
Cellular component (GO): membrane; intracellular membrane-bounded organelle
Molecular function (GO): ABC-type transporter activity; lipid carrier activity; ATP binding
Source: RefSeq, a predicted model, not a curated record